AUGUCAGGUGCAUUUGAAAAUGUUCUUAUCAUCAUUGAAAUUGUAGAAUUCCUGGUAGGUACCUGGGGCCAUGGAUUCAUUGUCUUAGUCAUCUGUGCCGACUGGAUCAAAACCAAGAAAAUCACCUUGCUUGACUUUAUCUUCAUGUGCUUGGCUGUCUCCAGGAUUAGCAUGACAUGCCUGCUUCUCCAAGAUAGUAUCAUCAUGGCUUUCUAUCCAAAAAUGUAUGAAAUCAACCUAGUAGUCGGAAUGACUCUUGGUUUCCUAUGGAGUCUCAACAACUCCUUGAGCAACUGGUGCGUGACCUGCCUAAGUGUCUACUACUUCCUCAAGCUUUCCAAUUUUACCCAUCCCUUCUUUCUCUGGCUGAAGUGGAGAAGAGACAGAGUUCUUUUCACCAUUCUUUUGGGUUUCUUUUUCUCUUUCUUUGCUAAUCUUCUGAGCAUAAAAUGGAAUACUUUUUGGAUCCAUGAAUAUUUAAAAAUGGAAAAAAAUAAGACCUGGAAAGAAUGGCUGUAUAAAAACUCAAGCUUCAGCCAUCAAAUUUUCCUGAACUUGGAUGCCCUCAUCCCAUUUUUUGUGUCGGUCACUUCAUUUUUCCUGUUAAUCUUUUCCUUGUGGAGACAUAUCAGACAGAUGAUGCAUCACACCAAAGAAUCUGGACACCUCAACACAGAGGUUCCUGUGAGGGCCAGAAAUAUGAUGAUUUCUUUCAUCAUUCUCUUAGUGGUGCAUUAUUUGGCCAGUGUCUUGCUAAUAUGGUGCUACAUCAAACUCAACAACUCAGCGAGUAUUCUUAUUGUUGAGAUGGUAGCGUUACUCUAUCCUUCAAUUCACUCUUUCAAUAUAAUUUUGGGGAACAGAAAAGUGAGACAGACUUUCACGAAUCUGCUUAAGCAAAUGGAAUCUUACAUCAAGAGAAUGUAA
Messenger RNA from Condylura cristata (star-nosed mole), 927 nucleotides. RefSeq names its product taste receptor type 2 member 7-like. The record is from RefSeq and is a predicted model, not a curated record. Gene Ontology annotation, biological process: detection of chemical stimulus involved in sensory perception of bitter taste; sensory perception of taste; G protein-coupled receptor signaling pathway. Lineage: Eukaryota; Metazoa; Chordata; Mammalia; Eulipotyphla; Talpidae. The transcript has a single exon. Gene Ontology annotation, molecular function: bitter taste receptor activity; G protein-coupled receptor activity. Gene Ontology annotation, cellular component: membrane. The coding region runs from base 1 to 927 and encodes 308 amino acids.